Molecule: messenger RNA, 315 nt
Organism: Histoplasma mississippiense
Lineage: Eukaryota; Fungi; Ascomycota; Eurotiomycetes; Onygenales; Ajellomycetaceae
Product: anaphase promoting complex subunit 11
Exons: 3
Coding region: 1-315 (104 amino acids)
Biological process (GO): positive regulation of mitotic metaphase/anaphase transition; anaphase-promoting complex-dependent catabolic process; protein ubiquitination
Cellular component (GO): anaphase-promoting complex; nucleus
Molecular function (GO): cullin family protein binding; ubiquitin protein ligase activity; zinc ion binding
Source: RefSeq, a predicted model, not a curated record
AUGAAGGUCACUAUUAAAGAAUGGAACGCGGUGGCAACAUGGAGAUGGGAUAUGCCCGAGGACGAAGUCUGUGGAAUAUGUCGGGUACAGUUCGACGGGACGUGUCCUACAUGUAAAUAUCCAGGAGACGAUUGUUCAUUAUUAAUCGGAAAAUGCGGGCACUCCUUUCACAUGCAUUGUCUCCUGACGUGGAUUGGCCAGGAGUCUUCGAAAGGUCUAUGUCCCAUGUGCCGGCAAAGUAAGCGGCCCCUGGCGAUAAGUUCUCAGCCCACUUAUUGUCUCUAUGCUGACACAUCCAUAUCAUUUAGAAUUUGA